Messenger RNA from Malassezia restricta, 480 nucleotides. Its product is annotated as AP-1 complex subunit sigma 1/2. The transcript has 2 exons. The record is from RefSeq and is a predicted model, not a curated record. NCBI's taxonomy places the organism in Eukaryota, Fungi, Basidiomycota, Malasseziomycetes, Malasseziales, Malasseziaceae. Gene Ontology annotation, molecular function: clathrin-cargo adaptor activity. Gene Ontology annotation, cellular component: AP-1 adaptor complex; intracellular membrane-bounded organelle. Bases 1 to 480 code for a protein of 159 amino acids. Gene Ontology annotation, biological process: vesicle-mediated transport; protein transport.
AUGGCGAUCCAGUGGGUGCUCCUUAUAUCGCGCCAGGGCAAGGUGCGCCUGUCAAAAUGGUACGGGACUAUGAGUCAGAAGAGCAAGGCCAAGAUUGUGAAGGAUAUUACGCAGAUCAUUCUCGCGCGGCGCUCUCGUAUGUGCAACUUUGUGGAAUACAAGGAGAACAAGGUGGUGUAUCGUCGCUACGCAUCACUGUUUUUUGUCGCAGGCAUUUCGCCGGACGACAAUGAGCUCACGACGCUCGAAGUGAUCCAUCGAUUUGUCGAGGUGCUCGACCGCUACUUUGGCAAUGUGUGCGAGCUCGAUCUCAUCUUCAACUUCCAAAAAGCCUACCAAGUGCUGGAUGAGCUUUUGAUGGCGGGUGAGCUGCAAGAGUCGAGCAAAAAGUCCGUCUUGCGCGUCGUGAUGCAGGGCGAUAACGUAGAAGAGGCGGAAAACGAAGACAACCUGGCGCGCAUCGGCAGUCGGUCUGGUUAG